CCCAGUCAGCACACGCGCCGGCGGAGAAGGCCGAGGCUCUUCACAAAGGACAUCGAAACGCUAUUGUACAGUAUGGGUGAUGGCCCUGUCUCUCUAGAUUCCACCGUUAACUGCUUGGAGGAUUGUCUCGUGGAGUUUCUCACGGACAUUUCCCACGAGUCCCUCCAGUUUGCGCGGCUGCACGGCCGUCUGAGAAUAAAGGUGGAUGAUGUCCCCUUUGCCUUGAGGAAUGACCCUCUGAAGCUAGGCAGGAUGAACUAUAUCAGGGAACAGCUUGCGAAGAUCGAAAAGGCCAAGAAACUUUACGACACAAACAAUGUCAACGAGAGAGAAUACUUUGCAGACGAGGACGACGAAGACGAUGACAAUGACGGUUCCCGCCCCCUGAAAAAGGCAAAAAAGAAAGAGCGU
This is a messenger RNA of Metschnikowia bicuspidata var. bicuspidata NRRL YB-4993, 411 nucleotides long. It is a transcript of the gene TAF19, whose product is annotated as Taf19p. NCBI's taxonomy places the organism in Eukaryota, Fungi, Ascomycota, Pichiomycetes, Serinales, Metschnikowiaceae. Gene Ontology annotation, biological process: RNA polymerase II preinitiation complex assembly; transcription by RNA polymerase II. Gene Ontology annotation, molecular function: protein heterodimerization activity. Gene Ontology annotation, cellular component: transcription factor TFIID complex. The transcript has a single exon. The annotation marks the transcript as partial. The record is from RefSeq and is a predicted model, not a curated record.